Molecule: messenger RNA, 542 nt
Organism: Apis dorsata (giant honeybee)
Lineage: Eukaryota; Metazoa; Arthropoda; Insecta; Hymenoptera; Apidae
Product: phospholipid phosphatase 6
Exons: 2
Molecular function (GO): sphingosine-1-phosphate phosphatase activity
Source: RefSeq, a predicted model, not a curated record
GUAUCAUGUCAUGGGAUAAUUUGGUUAGCAUUGUCACUUGCGUUUAUUUGGAUUCUUAAUUCUAAAAGUUUAUACCAAGUACAAAUUAAUUUAAUAACAGCUCUAUUAUUAGACAUUAUUAUUAUUGCUAUAUUGAAAGCUUUAACAGGAAGAAAAAGACCAGCACAUAACAAUGAUCCUUUUUCGAUAGGACCUGAUAAAUAUGCUUUUCCCUCAGGUCAUGCUUCACGUUCAAUGCUUAUUUUUUACUUCUUUGCAUAUAUAUGGCCUGUGUCUGCUAUUUUUCUUAUAAUAUUAUUAAUGUGGGUAUUUGCUGUAGUUAUGUCUAGGAUUUUAAUGAGGAGACAUCAUAUUCUUGAUGUUUGUGCAGGAUUACUUGUAGGUUAUGCUGAAGGAAUGCUUAUGAAUAUUUUGUAUUUAAAUAAUGAAACAUGUUUAAAUUUAGUAUCUUGGUUAAUUAAUGAGAAAAUGGCUGGUGCAGAAUAUGAUGUUUAAAAUUAAUUUACUUUACUUCUUAAAUAUAUAUAUUAAGUUGAUAUUAA